CCACAAGGCUGAAGCCCCCAGAGCUGUGGGGGGGGAAGCCCCUCGGACACACGUUCAAUAUUCAUAAGUAGCAGAAAACGCCGCACUGGAGUUAUUGCAUUGAAAUUCAUUCUGUUCACAUGGACUAAUGUGACAGACGGUGAAAAACAGAGCUGUGCUGUUACUUUCGAGCGUCUGUUGCGUUACUGUCGUUCACUGUUGUAUCCCGGAGCGAUGCACGCGGCGAAGCUCUCACCGGAGCGCGCGCUCCCCCGGGGACCACCGGGGCACCGUCCUCGGCUGCACAUCCUCCCAUCGCCCACCAGGGACCCUCCUCGCUCCUCGAGGACUAGGCGCUAUUCCUAGCUGCCGCUGAGCGUCGAGGACCUUUACCGUGUCCCACGUGCCGCGCCGCGUCCGGUCUUUCCCGCACAGUCCAGAUGUGGACGGAAGCGCGCGGUCGCGCUCAUAAAUCUGCCGCGCGCGCGGAGGGACGGAGGGCUGCGAACGCGGCGGCGCUGCUGCCAAGUGCUGGCACAGGAGCUUCGGGCACGCAGAGAGCGGCAGAGCGCGAGAGAACUUCGAGGAAGGCACCACCCUCUCUGUGUGUCGCGCGCGCCCGCCCGCACACACGCCCCAUGGCGAAGAUCAGGGUGUCCUACGAGUACUCGGAGGCGGAGGACAAGAGCAUUCGGCUCGGCUUGUUCCUCAUCGUGUUUGGUAUCCUGUCGCUCUUCAUCCUCGCCUUCUGCCUGCUGAGCCCCACGCUGCAGAACAUGCAGAGCCAGGCGGCCAACUGCACCGUGCUGUCCGCGCGCGAGCUCGACGAGCACUUCGAGUGCGUGUUCACGUGCGGCGCCGACUGCCGCGGCACCGCCACCUACCCGUGUCUGCAGGUGUUCGUGAACAACUCCGAGUCCAACUCGCCGGCUCUGCUGCACCACGACGAGCAGCAGCUGCUACUGAACCCCAAGUGCUCCUAUGUUCCCAAGUGUGAGAGGGACAACCAGAAGAACAAGGAGAAGGUGCUGGAGUGGCUAGACUUCUGGACCUACAACAUGAGCUCCCAGUCCUUCACCUGUUUCUUCAAUCAGCAGCGAAGGCCGGACGACGUGCUGUGGAAGCGUUCCCUGUCCGAGAACGUGCUGCUGCACUGCGUACUCUGGCCCCUGGUGAGCCUCCUACUGGGCACGCUUAUUGUACUGCUCACGGUAUGCGCCCGCAGCCUGGCCGUUCGCGCUGAGGCCCUGCAGAAGAGGAAGUUCUCCUAGGAGCCGCCAGGGGGUGUCGGAGAGCCUUGCACCACACAGCGGGUACACCACUACAGCAAGGCUGCCAGUGAUGGACGAGUGCAGCCUGGAGCUGGAGGACCUCGCAGCAGGACGUGUUGCAUUUGGCGAGGCUGCAUUUUAUGGUGCGCGAUACUGACCUUGCUGGAAAGGCUGUUCUUCACCCCCGGUGCUCCGCGACACAGACUCUAUCUGCUAGCAUCACUGAAAUCUGUCUUAACCAUCUGCCUGUCUGUUUUUGGUUAAUGUUCCUCCAAGCGGUAGGCCUAUUGUGCUUAUUCAGCAGCAGCAGCGAACCAUGGCUAGAAGAUUGCUGGGGACCACAGAAUCUAUUCCUUCAUGUUUGGUGUGAGUAAUAUAUGCAGUAACUCAGUAAACAUAACUGGCUUAGACUGCAAAACAACACAGUGCUGUUUUCUAACCAUUCUUUGUUAUGUGUGUCUGGGCAGUCUUUGGUCUCCAUGGUGACUGACUAGACACUGUGUCCUACGCUGGGUUGCUCUCUUAUCUCCAGUUCCACCCGCCUUUGGAAGUCACUUUUAAAUGCCGAGGAGACUUGUGGUGCUGCGGGAAGAGACGACGCAUAGCUAAUGCGAACCUUCAAACCGCUUCCGAUUUGUGUCCUUUGGCCUCGGGUCCUAAGUGAAAUCAGUGAGCACUUUGUUGAAUCGCAGUCCCCUGCCAGUGAAGAAGGUGAGCAAAUGAAUUAUUUUCGUGUACACGUGUAAUAUAUAAGCUGAGUUCAACAGAGGCCAUGUGCCAUAGGUCACAGUGUGCCUGGGCUCAUUUAUGAGCCGAGGUUCCAACAGUACAGACACAGCUGAAGGUGGAAUGUCUUUGUUCCGUACAGCAACAAAAGAUUGUAUCCC
This is a messenger RNA of Scleropages formosus (Asian bonytongue), 2137 nucleotides long. RefSeq names its product calcium-activated potassium channel subunit beta-4-like. The coding region runs from base 420 to 1250 and encodes 276 amino acids. The transcript has 3 exons. Gene Ontology annotation, biological process: detection of calcium ion; potassium ion transport. NCBI's taxonomy places the organism in Eukaryota, Metazoa, Chordata, Actinopteri, Osteoglossiformes, Osteoglossidae. Gene Ontology annotation, molecular function: calcium-activated potassium channel activity; potassium channel regulator activity. Gene Ontology annotation, cellular component: membrane; voltage-gated potassium channel complex. The record is from RefSeq and is a predicted model, not a curated record.